This is a messenger RNA of Diorhabda sublineata, 3393 nucleotides long. RefSeq names its product pre-mRNA-splicing factor CWC22 homolog (gene ncm). The coding region runs from base 150 to 2570 and encodes 806 amino acids. Gene Ontology annotation, biological process: mRNA splicing, via spliceosome. The record is from RefSeq and is a predicted model, not a curated record. Gene Ontology annotation, cellular component: catalytic step 2 spliceosome. The transcript is spliced from 7 exons. Gene Ontology annotation, molecular function: RNA binding; protein binding. NCBI's taxonomy places the organism in Eukaryota, Metazoa, Arthropoda, Insecta, Coleoptera, Chrysomelidae.
CCCCUUCUUUAGGUGAUCAGGGGUCCCACCAAACUACUAAGUUUUAUGAACCUUUGAAUUUACCUAAUGUGACAUUGUCGUAUGUCAAAAUUUGGUUAGAGCGAAAACAAUUUGUGUUUUAGUUAUUUACAAUCUGUUAUUUUAACAUAAUGCCAGAAAAUAAAGAGGCUGGAGAAUAUUCACCAGAACAACAUAAGAAGCGUAGGAAAAGUAAGUCCAAUUCUCCAGCACGAAAAAAGAAAAAGUCUUCCAAAAAAAAAUCUCAUGGGAGUAGUAGUUAUGAGGACGAUUACAAUCCAAGGGACUACCAAAGAUAUUAUGGAGACGAUCGUCCUAAUAGUGACAGCUAUUGGAAUAAAUACCCAAGGAAGGAUAAUACAAAAGUUGGCCAAAGGUAUUAUGAUGUACCUGAUAAUACAAAGAAAAAAGAAGUUUCUAGUAAUAAGAAUGAUAAAGAAAAGUCAGAAAGUGGAGAAACUACUGACAAAUCAGUUAUAAAACCAAGAGAAAGGAAAGUAGUAGAUAUGUUAACUUCAAAGACAGGAGGUGCAUACAUUCCUCCAGCUAAAUUACGUAUGAUGCAAGCAAGUAUAACUGAUAAAUCAUCUGCAGCUUAUCAGCGUAUAGCAUGGGAGGCUUUAAAGAAGUCUGUUCAUGGUUAUAUUAAUAAAAUUAAUACCUCAAAUAUUGGGAUCAUUGCUAGAGAAUUACUGCAUGAAAACAUAGUAAGAGGUAGAGGAUUACUAUGUAAAUCAAUAAUACAGGCGCAAGCUGCUUCUCCUACUUUCACUAAUGUAUACGCAGCAUUAGUAGCUGUAAUUAAUUCAAAAUUUCCAAAUAUUGGGGAACUUUUAUUGAAAAGAUUAGUCCUCCAGUUCAAGAGAGGUUUUAAACAAAAUAAUAAAUCCAUAUGCAUAUCGGCUACUACUUUUGUUGCUCAUUUGGUGAACCAGAGAGUAGCUCAUGAAAUUUUAGCUUUAGAAAUUCUGACUUUGCUAGUGGAAACUCCAACUGAUGAUUCUGUUGAAGUUGCUAUUUCAUUUUUAAAGGAAUGUGGCCAAAAACUUACCGAAGUGUCUAGUAAAGGUAUAACUGCCAUAUUUGAAAUGCUAAGAAAUAUUCUACAUGAGGGACAACUUGAAAAAAGAAUUCAGUACAUGAUUGAAGUAAUGUUUCAAAUAAGGAAAGAUGGUUUUAAAGAUCAUGCAGCUGUGAUUGAGGAAUUAGAUUUGGUUGAAGAAGAAGAUCAGUUCACUCAUCUCAUAAUGCUUGAUGAUGUCAAAGAAGCCAAUGCGGAGGAUAUUUUGAAUGUGUUCAAAUUUGACGAUAAGUAUGAAGAAAAUGAAGGAAAGUAUAAGACGCUUAGUAAGGAAAUCUUGGGAAGUGAUAGUGAUUCAGAAUCAGGUUCUGGAGGAUCUGAAGACGAAUCUGGAGAAGACGAGGAUGAAGAGGAAGUUAAAGAUCAAGGCAAAAUUAUUGAUAAUACAGAAACAAAUUUAAUUGCUCUUAGAAGAACAAUUUAUUUAACAAUACAAUCAAGUUUAGAUUUUGAAGAAUGUGCACAUAAGCUUCUUAAAAUGGAAUUGAAGCCUGGACAGGAAAUUGAAUUGUGUCACAUGUUCCUCGAUUGUUGUGCAGAGCAGAGGACCUAUGAAAAGUUUUAUGGACUAUUAGCACAAAGGUUUUGUCAAAUCAAUAAAGUGUAUAUUGAGCCCUUUCAACAGAUUUUUAAAGACACUUAUGCUACAACGCACAGAUUGGAUGCCAAUAGGUUACGCAAUGUUAGCAAAUUCUUUGCUCAUUUACUUUUUACUGACGCGAUAGGUUGGGAAGUUUUGGAAAUAAUGAAACUCAAUGAAGAAGAUACCAAUAGUUCUAGUCGUAUUUUUAUUAAAAUCCUCUUUCAAGAAUUAGCGGAGUACAUGGGAUUAGGAAAACUUAACAAAAGGCUUAAGGAUGAGACACUUCAGGAACAUUUUGCAGGAUUGUUCCCUAGAGAUAACCCUCAGAAUACCAGAUUUUCUAUAAAUUUCUUCACAUCUAUAGGUUUAGGAGGUUUAACUGAUGAACUUAGAGAACAUUUAAAAAAUGUACCUAAAAUGGUGAAUCUUAAAUUAGCUGCAAAUAAAGAAAGUGGAAGCAGUAGUAGUAGUAGUAGCAGCAGUAGUUCAAGCAGUUCAGAAGAUGAUAGUAGUAGCAGUGAAGAUAGUGGAGGUACACAUGAUUCAGAUAAAGCAAAAAAGAAAAAGAAGAAAUCGACAGAAAAAUACCAAGAACGACACCAAAAAUUAAACUCUAAAUCCAAAUGUCAAGAAAAAGACAAGCACAAACAAAAAUAUGCCGAAAAAGAAAAUGAUAAAAAAUCGAGAAAAGAAAAUAGAAGGGAUAACGAAAAAAGAAGUAGUAGAGAUUAUGAAUGGGUGAAAAGUAGGUGCGAGGAUAAUAUUCAUCAAUUGAAAAAUGAGAAACGAGUAUUUGAAAGAUCAUCGAAAAGAGGUUCCAAGUCUAGAGAUAGAGGUAAGGGUAAAGAAGAACGAAGACGCAGAAGUAGAGAAAGGCAAAGGAGUUGAAAAUGUUAUUAAUAAUUAAUAAUAAUGUAUAUAGGUAAAAUAAGUAUUUAAAAUAUGAUUUUUAUCAAAUUACUUGUAUUAAAAUUAAAUAUCAACCACUAUAUUUUAUUAAUCGGUUUUAUUGUUGCUAAAAUAAUUAAUAUUACCAUUCUUAAAACAUACGCCAAUUCUUCAAAUCGCCGAUGUUACACACUAUACACUACACUGAACUAACUUAUAAUAAUUCACUUAUCACUAACACUUAAAUAAUUUAUUUAAAACAUCAUUUAAACAUCAGAGGCGCCGCGCUUUCGCCGAAUGUUAGGAUUCCACUACAAUCUAGACAGGACCGGCAGAGUUUCUUCCAAUUAACCAGUUCAUUUUUCUAUACUUCAGUCAAAUUUCUUCUUUGGUUAUCUAAGGUAAUACCUAAGUAUUUUGCUGUGUUUGAGUGUGGAAUCAGGUUUUUAUUUAUCCCGAUUGGUAUAUGGUCUAUCCCUUUGUUUGUUCAGUUGAAAUGAACUGAUUUAGUUCAAUUUUUCAUCUCAUCGCCCAGUCAUAUAUUCGAUGUAGCUUGUUGCUUCUUCAUUUCUCUUUUAUACUACUAGAAUGGUAGUUUCAACGGCGAAUGUGGUUAUUGUAUUGUUUUCUAACUCUGGAUUAUCACAUGCAUAUCCACGUAGAUUUGAAAAAAAAAAUAAACUUGAGCGAUUUAAUGUUUUAUGAAAGUAAUGUUCUUUGGAAUUUUUUACUUCACUGAAGUCUACUAGUAAUGAUUUAUAAUAAUUUUUUUGUAGCUAAAUCUGUGUCAAAUGAGGGUAUUACUAAACCAAAAAAGUCGGGA